This is a messenger RNA of Dipodomys spectabilis (banner-tailed kangaroo rat), 1107 nucleotides long. RefSeq names its product cms1 ribosomal small subunit homolog (gene Cmss1). Bases 84 to 923 code for a protein of 279 amino acids. The transcript has 10 exons. Gene Ontology annotation, cellular component: 90S preribosome; nucleus. The record is from RefSeq and is a predicted model, not a curated record. Lineage: Eukaryota; Metazoa; Chordata; Mammalia; Rodentia; Heteromyidae.
GGUGCCGCCGGCCCCGGCUCCCUGGCAGCCACGCUUCCCUACCGCCUUCUCCUGAUUGCCGGCUCACGUCGAUUCCCACGGAGAUGGCAGACGACCUUGGAGACGAGUGGUGGGAGCACCAGCCAGCUGGAGCCGCCAGCAGUCCAGAAAUAUCAGAUAAUGAAGAAAGAGGAGACACAGACAUGAUACAGCAAGAGACAGUUCCAGUUCCUGCCCUAUCAAAGAAAAUCGAACAGCCUAAGGAAUGUUUCUUGACACAACCAAAGGAAACAAAAGAAGAUGCCAUCAAGACUAGGAAGAGGAGAAAGAAAAAAAUUACUGAUAUUCUUGCAAAAUCAGAACCCAAACCAGGGAUACCUGAAGACCUACAGAAGCUGAUAAAGGAUUAUUACAGCAGCAAUCGCUCAGUGAUUGAAUUAGAAGAAUUGAACCUACCAGACUCCUGUUUCCUCCAAGCCAAUGAUUUGACUCACAGUCUUUCAUCAUACCUAAAAGAAAUCUGUCCUAAGUGGAUGAAACUUCGGAAAAACCAUACUGAGAAGAAGUCACUCCUGAUGCUGAUCAUCUGCAGCUCUGCCAUCCGAGCCCUGGAGCUCAUCAGGUCAAUGACAGCAUUCAGAGGAGACAGCAAAGUUAUGAAAUUAUUUGCAAAACAUAUAAAGGUUCAGGAGCAAGUAAAGUUAUUGGAGAAGCGUGUGGUGCACUUGGGUGUGGGAACUCCUGGGAGAAUUAAAGAACUCAUUAAACAAGAUGGCCUUAAUUUGAACCCAUUAAAGUUUUUGGUUUUCGACUGGAACUGGAGAGAUCAGAAGUUGAGGAGAAUGAUGGACAUUCCCGAGAUAAGAAAGGAGGUUUUUGAACUUCUAGAAAUGGGAGUGCUCGAUCUAUGCAAGUCAGGAUCCUUGAAGCUGGGCCUUUUCUAAGUCUACAUCCUGAUGAAGAUUCUGGUUUUCACGGUGGAAUUUGCAUCCUUUUCAAUAAUGCUGGCACUUUACAAGUACUCAGGAAAUAACAGCUACUAUCAAUGUUUGUUGCAUCACUAAAUUGGUCACCUGAAAUAUUUAAUGAGGAUUCGUUAACAGAAAUAAACUUGUCCUUUUCCCACUG